Cydia fagiglandana is the source of this 5269-nucleotide messenger RNA. Its product is annotated as sushi, von Willebrand factor type A, EGF and pentraxin domain-containing protein 1-like. Lineage: Eukaryota; Metazoa; Arthropoda; Insecta; Lepidoptera; Tortricidae. Bases 419 to 5047 code for a protein of 1542 amino acids. The record is from RefSeq and is a predicted model, not a curated record. The transcript is spliced from 24 exons.
GUUUUAUUUGCAUGCCGCUUUCGAUUUGCAUGUGUCCAACGGUCAUUAUUUGUUUGAAAAUAAUUUUGAUAAAAGCGCCAUCUGUGUUUGAGAGUUUGCGUUACGUUAAAGCGACGCGUGUCGCCAUCUAGUGGUCACGCAGGUGCAGUGCCCGCCGCCGGAGGCGCCGCGCCACGGGAAGGCGGUGUAUACUUCCUGCGCCUACAACUCGGUGGUGUCAUACGAGUGCAAAUAUGGAUACAGACUGGUGGGAGACGCUACAAGGCGCUGCGGUGCCGAUAAGAAGUGGUCGGGGACUCAACCUUUGUGCAAAGAAAUCAACUGCGGACAUCCCGGCCAGCUCUGGAACGGUUGGCUGGAGAACAUCUCCUCGGGAACCGGACUUGGAGCAUCCAUCAUCUUCCGAUGCCAGGACGGGAUGAAGAUGGAGGGAAACGGGUCUGCGAUCUGCCAGAAUGACGGGACUUGGAGUCAUCCGCUGCCUCAGUGUUUAGCACCGUGCGUAGUUCCCCACGUCUCCCAAGGCCGAAUCCGUCUAGUAGAAAACAAAACAGGCGAGAACGAAACUCAAGAGGAGAACACCCAGAUCGUCGGCAGUUCGUCCAUGGUGCAACACGGGGAGAUUAUCCUGGUGGACUGUGAGCAGAACUAUGAGUUCCCGUCGAAUAAUGCGGCUGUGACGUGCAAUAAUGGCACUUGGACUCAGAUACCUAGAUGUAGUCCUGCGAGAUGUAAGAAAAUGCCUCGCUUCCCCCGCAACGGUAUGGUUAUCGCCCCUAAGACGGAACACGGUAUGAAGGCUCGGUACCGCUGUAAGGACGGCUACGAGCUGAGGGGCAACCCUAUUGUGGUCUGCUCUUUUGGGAACUGGAGUGGGGAGGCUGCUAAAUGCGAAGAAGUGUUCUGCCCUUUCCCGGGCUACAUCGAGAAUGGAAAGGUUUUGCUUGUCGGUAAUAUGGGGCUCUACGACUACAGACCCUAUGUUAAGAAGGUGGUGAACAAUAAACAGAUAAUGUACGAGUGUGACAAGGGUUACGUGCUGUCUGAGGGACCCCCUGGAGCCACGUGCGUUGGAGGCCAUUGGAGUCCCAGGGAGCUGCCCAAAUGCACUCUAUUUCAGCAUCCCCGUAUAAGAUGGAAUCGCAGACGCCGCUCCAUACCGGAAACGGAAAUACGUCACAGGCGAUCCGCCUUCCUCCGACAUUACUAUAACAACAUCCGGCGUCAAACUGAAGCUCCUGACCCAUACGUAGAUGAACUAUACAGUAAAUAUAACCAUGAUGAUCCAAAACCGACCUUAAGACACGCUAAUUUCAAAAUAUUGAAGAAAUUCGAUAUAGAAUCAGAUGGGGAUGAAAUGGAAACAGAAACUGAACAUGAGAAUGGUGAGAAUUUCCCAACUGCCGUAUACACAGUUUACAAUGUACAUGGUGAACCUAUAGGACAUAGGAUGUAUUCGUAUCAGCCUGUAUAUGAGCCUGAAGAUGAUGAAGUAAUACAAAAGGAAGACAGAUCAGAAUAUGAGGACUCCUCGGAGCUUGAGGAUGAUGAUUUGUCCCACGUUACGGUGUUGAAAGGAGGCAUGUUCCCUGAUCACCAAACAGACGGACAUGCAAAGAAGAUUAAUAUACUGAAACAUCAAUAUUUUGAACGAUACGUAGACAAACGGAGGAAGAGAUUUUUAACGCCUAAAACAAGCGAAGAAAACAGAAAAGUUAUGAAUGUAGAAUUGCAAGGUGCUGAAAGUAAUAUAGUUGAAUUAACAACGAAAAGUAUAGAUAGUUCGUCGCAUGCUAGAAUCAAACGAGAUGUGAAUACAGAAGAAGGUGAUACAGAUGCGUGGACUGCUAAUCCGGUUCAUACAGAAUUAGACAACAUUAAUGAAAUCAGUAGCCAUCUUCUCAGGGUCCUGCCUCUUGAAAUCGGAGAAAUUAAACCUCAAAAUGAGACAAGUAGCGAUAGCAAAGAAAUGGCGGUCAUACCUCUGCAAUAUAACAAUACAAAUUCAACGGAGGUUGACAAUAUCUUGGACAAGCGGGACAAGAGAACUAGUAGAAAAACUGAUCGAUUAAAUCAGACGACCGCGGCCAUUCCUAAAACAGGACGUGACGGCAAAAGCGGGAGACUGAGACAACAACACCCAGACAGUGAAGAAGGAGCGGAACAGACAGAUUCAAAAGAAACCGACGGAGCAAAGUCAGAAGGAAACGGUGAAAAGGGGAAAAAGGGACGACCAAAGAGCCCUUGUCAACCUAUCGAAAGUGAACCUUAUAUUAAUAUCGAAAUUGUCAAGUUGGGGCGUGAUCCUAAUAACACUUUCAGCUCAGGAACAAUUGUGAGAGUAGCCUGUGGCAAAGGCUACGGUCUGAACUUGGAUCUGAACGCGACAGCCAAAUGCGUUAGAGGAAGAUGGAAGCCAGACAAGCCGAAAUGCGAAAUCCUGCCCUGUCACGUGCCUUCAACGGAGUACGGUAUAUACACCAUGUCUCCGGACGCCAGCCAUACGAACGUGGGUCCGAUCCUGGGGACCCCUGGGACGAGACAUGCGGAGGAGAGGGAACUCAACGAGACAGACCCUGUCCCUAAUGGGCAGGUUGUGCAUUUCUCCUGUGAAUAUGGAUACAAUGUCCAAGGACCUACAAACCUCCGCUGUUGGUUGGGAGAAUGGGCCGUUACCAGUAUGCCUGAAUGCGUCCCAGCGCCCUGCGAACUGCCCCAACUAAACGGGGCCACAUACGAGGCAGGCUACCGAGCCGGCCUGACAGUAGCACACGCCUCAUCUGUCAACAUAGCCUGCGAAGCUGGCAGAUCACCACCAGCUACGCUCAACUGUCAUUUAGGAAGGUUGCAGCCGACUGUGCAUGAUUUUUGCAGGCCUCUAGCCAACUUGUCAAGGCCACGUCCAACGUCAGAGUUCCAGAGCGGAUCAGACAUAGUCAGAGAAGACGUGUCCGACCUCGAACCAGACUUGGAAGGGAAAGCGGUCGCGGAAUGUGGUCCACCUGCCAGGGUCCAAGGGACUCUAAUAUACCGCGAUGGUGCUGAAGUGAACGGAACUCAGAUCAUGGAAGGUUAUCCUCACGGAACGGAGAUCACCUUUAAAUGCAUAGCUUCCAUCAUGGGGGAGAAGACCACGUGGAAAUUGAUCUGUGAACAUGGCCAUUGGGUGGGGAAGAGCUUUAACUGUGAAGAAAUCGAGGCUCAAAAUGAGGAGCUCCUGAACAACAACAGCUGUACUUAUCACAAUGAAGAACCACACGUGGUGUCCUUCUUCAAUGACUUAGAAAUCACCGAGACGGUUGACUUCCCUGCAGGAUCCGUUAUAGUCUCAAGAUGCAGUGAUAUCGGCAAGUAUGCCAUGACGGGGUCACAGACUAGGAAGUGCUUGGGCAGCACUUGGGACGGCACCAAGCCCACGUGCUUCGGACUUAACCAAGAGAACGACUAUGCCAUGGAGAAGCCCCCGACGAUCCUGUUCCGCUACUCCGGCGGCCCCGUCGCGCAGACCAACGAUGGCAAACUGCUGGUCUACCCGGGAGUGUCACUCCACAUGGAGUGUCUUUGGAUGAGGAGGUUCGGGAACCCGAAGUGGAACUACACGCUUAAUAAUCCUGAAUCCGAGCGCAAGUACACAGAAGGCUGGACAACAGACCCUGGGCGGGACAGCCAGCUGGAGUACCGGCUGAGCAUCAUCAGCGCGGAGAAGGAGGAUUCAGGAGUGUACCGGUGUGAGACUCCGGCCAGGCAGUGGCACCAAGUGGAGAUUAUUGUUGAAGACGUCCACUGUCCGCCUCUUCCCAUCCGUCGCGGCCUCGUCGCCAGCGGGCAAGGCACCCGUCUCGGCACCGAGAUCCGCUUCCACUGUGCCAACGGCAACGCCUUACUGGGCGCUUCGAGUCUCGUAUGCCGAGCUUCAGGCAACUGGAGCGCUCCAUUACCAGUGUGUGAAAGCACCCGUCUCGGCACCGAGAUCCGCUUCCACUGUGCUAACGGCAACGCCUUACUGGGCGCUUCCAGUCUCGUGUGCCGAGGAUCGGGCGAUUGGAGCGCUCCAUUACCAGUGUGUGAAAGUAAGUUGAAAAGACAGACACAUUACGUUUUCGAUCUCCUACUAAUUCGUUGUGGGCUCGUCGCCAGCGACCAAGGGUGCCUUGGCACUGAUGUCCGCUUCCACUCUGCUAACGGCAAUGCCUUACUGGGUACUUCGAGUCUCGUAUGCCGAGCUUCGGGCAAUUGGCGCGCUCCGCUGCCAGUGUGCGAAAGUGUUGAAUGCGGGGAAGUAGUCCACGACACGCCCCUGCAAGAAGGCGAGCGCCGCCCCCGCGUGGCCGUCGUGUCGCGCGGCGUGGGGGGCCGCGCGGCCUUCUCCUGCCCCGCCGGCUGGGCGCUCAGCGGCGCCUCGGAGACCGUCUGCCUGCCUGCCGCCGAUUGGGCCAGGCCUUUCCCAGUUUGCAGAGAGGUGUCCUGCCCGUCUCUGCCUCCACCAGCGUCAGGCUACGUCCUCGGCCGCGCCCCCUACCGGGCCGGCGACGUGUUACAGUUCCAUUGUAAUCCCGAGCACACGCUGCAUGGCAGACCCAUACUUGUGUGUCAGGACAGCGGACGAUGGAGUGACAAGCCCCCUACGUGUGCCCAAGCCUGCACGUACCCCGGCACCACAAUUUCGGGGCGAAUGUCGUCCGUCAAGUUUUACUACAAGAUCGGGGAAACUGUCAGCUUUACCUGCGAACCGGGCUAUAGGCUGAAAGGCGCACCUAUGUUGAGGUGCCUCAAAAACAGGAAAUGGUCCAACGCCAUCCCCCUCUGCGCGCCAGCCUCCAACUACACAGACUCGCCCCUCCUCAUCGGCGACAUCGACGCCAUGUUGUCCGACUCGGCGGACAUUUUGAAAACACGCGCUACGCCCGCCAUCUUGUCGCCGGAGAGCUACAAGGCCGCCAUGACGAGGGUCGCUGCGACGAGGUUGCUUAGAAGGGCACCGAUAGAGAUAUAUAAGAAUAGGGUUAGCAGGGUUAACAGCUUGAUAAGAAGGGAUACGUUGAGAUAAUCUGGUACUCUUAUUUUUCUUCUAGUUAACACUUGACUUGUUUUUCUCUUCGUUAUCAACCGUUAGUAAAUCAGUAAAAAUAAAUAAAUAAAUAUAAUAGGACAUUAUUACACAAAUCGACUAAGUCCCACAGUAAGCUCAAUAAGGCUUGUGUUGUGGGUACUUAGACAACGAUAUAUAUAAUACAUACAUAUUUAUAAAUACUUAAAUACAUAGAAAACA